GCGAGGAAAGGCGUCAGAGAUAUUCAGCCAGCUCAGAGAGCUUUCACGUCGCUGCUCAGAGAAACCAAGUCAGAAGACGAUGAUGAAGAUGAAACAGACACUGUGCAGAAUUUCUUUCUUGAUGACUUUGGUGGUGGAGCUCGGCUGGAUAAAUAUGGGCUACAGCAUGCACAGGAAGGGAGGAAGUAGGGUAAUGAGGCAAUGGGAGAGGGAGGUGCGCUCAUCUUCCAGUUUGGAGGAGCUGCUCCGUCUCACAGACUUUCCUGAUUGGAAACUGUGGAAGUGUCGUUUGAGACUGCAACAGCCAGAAAGCCAGGCAGAGGCCUUUUCCUCGGCACCUUCGGUCGGCUCACACCGCUCUACACGCUACGCUGCCGAAUCUUACAGCCUAGAGAUUCUUAAAGCCAUAGAUGAAGAGUGGCAGCGUAUCCAGUGCAUGCCCAGGGAGACAUGUAUUGACGUGGCCAAGGAACUGGGCACCGACAACUCAAUCUUCUUCAAGCCACCCUGUGUGUCCGUCCACAGGUGCAGUGGUUGCUGCAAUCAGGAGGGCGUCACUUGCAGGAACACGACGACUGUGUAUGUGAAUAAAACUGUCCUCAGUGUAAUUCCAUUCAAGUUUGUACCAGAACCUGUGCUACUAAAGGUCACAAACCACACAGAGUGCAGCUGCAUGGAACCUGCGAUUAUUCGCCGUAACGCUCAUCCUCACAGGGGCAGCGGCUGCUCUCUGAUGGACCAGCUGUCGGAGGCAGAAGACUCCAGGAGGCUUUGCGCUACCGGCUUCAUCUGGGACUGUUCAACUGACAGAUGCAUACCCUACCCUUCCAGUUCACCAGAGCUUCCGCUUAGUUCAUGGAUGCCAGACUGUGAGAUAGAUGUGGAGCAGUGCGACUGUCUCCCGAGACCCAAACCGAUUCUCCAACCAAGUCCCAUAAACCCCUGUCCACUCAACUCCUCCAUCUGUGCCAGCAGGUAUCAACGUUUUGAUAGCGCCUCAUGCAGAUGCAGAUGGCCCAAGUAGAUGCCCUCCUGCAGAAAUACUAUAUGACAAGCUGCUUGCCGAAAAGCAGCGAAAGAUUUUCCAUAAUUUAUUUAAAAUUCUAUUUAUGCAGAUCACUUUGACUAUUGAUAUUAACUCAAAUGACCAUGUUAAUUGAUUAUUUUUAACAUGCUUACACUAGAUUUCAAUCUAUAUGUAAAGUUUAUGAUUUGGACAAUGUUCUUUGUG
Messenger RNA from Cololabis saira (Pacific saury), 1231 nucleotides. RefSeq names its product vascular endothelial growth factor D (gene vegfd). The coding region runs from base 80 to 1024 and encodes 314 amino acids. Gene Ontology annotation, biological process: positive regulation of mast cell chemotaxis; induction of positive chemotaxis; vascular endothelial growth factor receptor signaling pathway. NCBI's taxonomy places the organism in Eukaryota, Metazoa, Chordata, Actinopteri, Beloniformes, Belonidae. The transcript has 8 exons. The record is from RefSeq and is a predicted model, not a curated record. Gene Ontology annotation, cellular component: membrane. Gene Ontology annotation, molecular function: vascular endothelial growth factor receptor 3 binding; growth factor activity; chemoattractant activity.